AUGGAUCUCACAAUCCAUCAUCUCAAUCCGAUCGCUUCCACGACCAUCAGAGUCGACCGAGACGCUAUCUGGGUAGGUCUCAACUCAGACACAGCCCUGAUCCCUGAUGCGGCAAUAAUCUUUAGGAAUUUACCUGAUCCAGGGUGGAGCGUCGACGAUUUUUCCGAUUCAGGCCAAGUUUUGCCUAUCGACACAGUCAGAAGCCCACACUGGUACAGGGACGACGAGCAAUGGGCGGCGUGGACGCCAACCUCAUUCCUUCUUAGUGAACGUCCUUGGUACGACCAGCUCGAAACGGCUGUCCCAGUCGAAGAACGACUCGAUGGAUGGUCCAUGGCAGAGGAGCAACGCCAGAUCUGCAGCGGGGACCUCAUCCGUACCCAAGCCUGCGUACGCAGCAUAGUGGAAUUCGAUCAACGAUUCCCCCCCCACGCGAAAGUCCCGCCUCAGUACCCAACCGAGCGAUUAGCCAAAGUCUACGCAACCAAGAAAUUGGUUCAAAUCAACGCGGCGAAGGCGAAAUGCUCCGUUUUACAGGCUCUCGCCUUUAUGGCAUGGUGGACAACAAUUAUGCCGAACUGGGAGGUUGAGCUCAAUGACACAGCGGCGGAGACAAUUAGUAGGCUCUUAGCGACAACGAAGGGCAAGCGCGGAAUUAUCUGCGAUCUCGAGAGGGACUGGUCCGUCAUCAACAUCCCCCUGUACAUUCAACACGACAUACCAGUCUUCUACCUUUGGGAUUUCGACGUUAGAGCGGACCCACGUUUCAGCAGACUCAACCCAGCCCUGAACCUAACUUACUGGGCCGUCAGACAAGGGACCACGUUAACCCUUCACCCGGACAUUGCAGAAGACGAUCUCAACAGAGUUGCUCGUGACGCAGUAAAGUUGGACCAUUAUUUCCAAGAAGUCUUCACGUAUCAGUCAGCUGCCGACCCACCCAUCCUUUCAUCCUACACACCCUUCGUCAUCGACUUCGUAGGAUGGAAACGCAGACCGAUCAACCGUCGGGAAGAGACAACCGAAUCUUUAGCGAAAUUUUACUAUUACGAUGUCUUCGACGAUAACGAGGACUACGACCACAAAGUGAUUGUUUUUUGGAGAUGGAGGAAGCGAGAACCGAGGGACGAUUAUCUUCGACGCCAAUACAAGACGAGCUUACCAGGGGAAGAAUAUGCAGGGUUGAUCAGGGAGUUAUACAAGUCUUCCUACGCGCCAAAACCCGGAGUAAUGUAUGACGAAGAUACGGGCUUGCGCGUUACCAAGGCCCGAUCGCUCAAUACCUCACCAUCUCUUCUGGAACGAAUGGGGGGCUCUCUCGUCAAGGGCAGGUUAUCCCUUCAAGACCGUUUAUCCGACGACGCGUCGCAGACUGACAUGUCCACCACACAGAGUUCUCUAUCCGACGAAGACUUCACGGCAGUUCGCAUCACCGAAGUCCCUGACACCCUAUACCACCCUCGAGCAAUUAACAGUCCAGCAGCAUGGAUCCGUCAUAACGAGGCCCUGCUCGAGAACGCUCGCCGAACCACCACAGCACGGCGGACAGCCCAAGGUAUCGAAGCAUCACCUUACCGUCGCUCCCAGUCGCCCACACAAAUAUCUGAACCGAUUCACUCAUCUCAUGAGCGCCCAGAAGUCAUGUUCCGAAGGUUACUGAAAGACGAAUCAGCGAAGAUAACCUACACCAGCAGCACAUGGUUCGCCCCUCACUUCGCGUGGAACCCUGAAUACCUGGAGGUGGCAUAUCUCUUCAUCCCGGACGUAGAGAGCGAGGCUCGACUUCGCUACUGGGCUAACUGCUGGGAUACGGUCGGCACAAUUCGCAGACUCCUCACCAUAGCCAUCGAGCAUGGUAUUCGCUUCUACCUAGCUCUACCGCCAGACUCUGUCAGACGAUUCCGCCCCAUCAUAAUCGACAGUUUGGACCGAAGCUCGGCAUCGUUCAUUUACAACGUAGGCUUCCAGGAGCCUCCACUCUCCCCAGCCGACAACGCAGCGACAUUCUGCGCGACGUAUCUAGCUCGGAUGAACGACCUUCUACGCCGCCCCCAUGCGCGCGCUUUCAUCGCGGAAGGAGGGCAGCUGAGCUGGAUAGCAAGAAGAUGGACAGGCUUGCGACUUGUCGAGGAAUUUAUGUCUGGACCCUCCAUCCAAACCACCGUUCAUAGCAGAGGAUUUUACGACUCAGCGUCCGAAGACGCUUCCUACCUUGCACACGAUAUCGUUUCAGAGCAGGAAAAGGAUUUAUUGUUAGGCUACUGUCCAGGCACGAACGGCUGCCUAGGCCGAUGGCUCUUCCCCCCAGCUGAUAUCUUCAAUGGCGGUUUCGAACUGUGGACAGGGGAAUGGAACGCCGCGCUCGAUCACAUCUACCGAAGACUCGCUGACGACAUCGCGAGAGGCAAGGCCAAACUUCGCACACGAGAAAAAUGGAAAUGUUGGAUCAGGAACAACGACCGAGGCCAACGCCGACCUGCUUACCUACCAUCCACUGCAGAUUUUCAGAAUGUAAUGGAAGGCAUCUCGAUCGCGGGAUUGAAGCCCACUUGGCACAAAGAACCGUUGGACGACAUCACCCUCCCCGAGAGGCGAUUGGAUUAA
Laccaria bicolor S238N-H82 is the source of this 2604-nucleotide messenger RNA. RefSeq lists its product as uncharacterized. The coding region runs from base 1 to 2604 and encodes 867 amino acids. The transcript has a single exon. The record is from RefSeq and is a predicted model, not a curated record. NCBI's taxonomy places the organism in Eukaryota, Fungi, Basidiomycota, Agaricomycetes, Agaricales, Hydnangiaceae.